AACCUUGGUGGCGCUCUCGACAACAGCCGCUCCUCAGCAGGUGAACUUAGUUUUCCUAGUAUCCUCGUGAAAGACGGUCUUGCUCAACCCCUCUCUUGCUGUCUCUAAAGGCGAAAUGGGCUGGCUGGCUGUGACUGCCUUUGCGGUGGUGCUUCUGUCGUCCGCCGCGUCAUCACAGAGCAGCGGCACAGGCUGCACAACCCCCGAAGGACAGUCCGGUGUCUGCGUUCCGAUCAAGCAUUGCCCGAACGCUAAACGCCUUCUACAGGGCAUCAAGAAAGGCAGUGCUACGAAUGGCUCUCUCAGUGACCUUCAUGUCCUCCCAUGCGCCAGGAAUGCUGCGCUCGUCUGCUGCCCCGUCAGGAGGAGGAGAGCCCGAACGCCUGUGGCUUCCAACGUGAAGUGCGGCGUCCGUGGCCUCGACGACAAAAUCGUUGGCGGCGAAGACGCUCCUCUCGGCGCCUGGCCCUGGAUGGUGAUUCUGCGCGGCCGAGUGAACGGACGUCGCUCGUGGUUCUGCGGCGGAGCGCUCGUGUCCGACCGCUACGUCCUCACCGCCGCUCACUGCUUCAAGGAGUCAUUAGGCGUUGUGGUGGAAAAAGCUAGGAUCGGCGAGCACACACUCUCCUUCGACCCAGACUGCUCCAAAGGGCGCUGCGCUCCUUCGCCGCAGGAUAUCCCAGUGGAGAGGAUCAUCCGGCACCCGCAGUACGGCUCCCCGUGCACGGAAUGCAACGACAUCGCCCUCCUGCGGUUGAGUCGCCCGGCCGUCUUGCAUUCAGGCUUCGUGACGCCCGUGUGUCUCCCGAUCAACCCUGACCAGGACAUGGGCUUCUCCGAGCACGAUUUCCAGGGCAAAGCCGCCUGGGCCGCCGGCUGGGGAUCCACGGCGAGGGGUCCCUUCGAGUUUCGGCGCCCUGACGUCCUCCAGCAGGUGCAGCUUCCCAUUCAGGAGCUGAACUACUGCGACAGACUCCGCAUUGCCUACCCUGACCCCCGCAUGGCCCUCUGCGCCGGGGGGGAAGGGAGGGACACGUGCCGAGGAGACUCUGGCGGCCCCCUGACCCUCGACAGCAGUGACGGCAAAAGGAGCUUCGUCGUAGGAAUUACCAGCUUAGGACCGAAAGUAUGCGGGUCCGCCGACACUCAGGGAAUCUACACUAACGUCGUCUUCUAUACCCCGUGGAUUCUCGAGACUAUUGAGGAAUAGGCUGAAAAGAAUAGAUGGAAUCAGUGAGGAGGGGAGUGGCGAGGGACGGAGGGGGGUGGGAGAAGGGUGAGGGAGGGAUGGGCGAAGGUGGGUGAAUUUUUUUUUUUUUUUUUUUUUUUUUACUAGUCGCAGUUGGAUGAAUUGGAUGUUAGGGAGGAUUUAGUUGACACGGCCUCCAAAGCCUCUGUCAGUUCAAUUCAGUGUAAUUCCGUUUUAUCUUGACCUUCUGAAGUUUUCAACAUCCUCCCCUACCACAGACCAUAACCAUCACGCCCCCCCCCCACCCUUCCUUUCCCCGAUCGUUCUAUCCCUCUCGUACCUUUCAUUCGCCCUCUCGUCUAAUUCUUUCGUCUUUUGACUCCCCUCUACUUCUCCUUUGUCAUCAGCUUUUUUUCAUGUAAUUUGACCAUAUUCCACUUGUUAGAAUGGUUAUUUUUUGGUGCGAUAUGCUGUCCGCUUCAUCUUGCUUCUAAAUUGCCACGUGCGCAAGGAAUGGCCGGGGUUACCAUCCACAAGCAGCUGCGAAUUGAACGCGGGUCAGCAGGAGUGCUAGACGAGAUCGCUACCGUUAGGUAUUGUGUGGUACCCAAGUGCAUACAGCUUUGUUAGGCUAUGGGGCCUACUGUUUCAUCAUUGGGGUAUAUGAUGUCAUUCAGCUUGUAAAGAUUUCCUCCACCUUAGCCUUCAGUCGAGGCAGGUGUUGACUUCUGUUAAAUCCAUGAUCGUCAACUUAAUUACAACUUGUAUCCACGGCAGAGUGUGGCAUCCCACGCUCUGGAUUAGCAAGAGCGACCUGGCGAGAUUCUGUAUAGCAACGUGAUAUUCAAAGGUUCAGUUCAGUAUCAUAAUGUAUAAUCAUUUUUCGGGGAAAAAAAUACUCUGAUCUGAUCUAUCUGUUCUUGAUGAUGAUUCAGUCUUAAACAAACACACACACACACACACACGUGUGUGUGUGUGUGUGUGUGUGUGUGUGUGUGUGUGUGUGUGUGUGUGUGUGUGUGUGUGUGUGUGUGUAAAUGUGUGUGUGUGUGUGUGUGUUUGUGUGUGUGUGUGUGUGUGUGUGUCUGUAAAGUGUUAUACAGUAAAGAUGAAAUUAACAAAAUAUCUAAAUUUCAUGUUGUGUUUCAUUUGUUUUGCUUUGUUUUGCACAUAAUAAAUUGAAUGGUAGCCUCCUGCAUUGUCAUCCUACAAACCAAACGGUGCAGUGUCCAUUUUUCAAAAACGAAAUUAUGAUUUUAUAAAAGAAAAUGUGUUAUCAUCAACAAAUAAAGAAAACUGUAAUCAAAGGUAUACUAAAAUAAUUUUAGAAAUC
Messenger RNA from Penaeus monodon (black tiger shrimp), 2522 nucleotides. Its product is annotated as phenoloxidase-activating factor 3-like. Gene Ontology annotation, molecular function: serine-type endopeptidase activity. NCBI's taxonomy places the organism in Eukaryota, Metazoa, Arthropoda, Malacostraca, Decapoda, Penaeidae. Gene Ontology annotation, biological process: proteolysis. The record is from RefSeq and is a predicted model, not a curated record.